Molecule: messenger RNA, 684 nt
Organism: Diospyros lotus (date-plum)
Lineage: Eukaryota; Viridiplantae; Streptophyta; Magnoliopsida; Ericales; Ebenaceae
Exons: 1
Coding region: 138-485 (115 amino acids)
Source: RefSeq, a predicted model, not a curated record
ACGCAGUAGCCUCCAAUUCCCAACUACCCUUUUCUAAUAAAUCCCCUUCCUUUCCCCUUCUUCACAUUCUCUCUCUCUCUGUCUCUCUCUCUCUCUCUAAUCUAUAUAUUCUCGCACACGCGUAUGUAUCAGUGAACAUGGCUGCGAAUCAAGUAGUGGCCGGGAGGAGCGAGAUGGGUUAUCCCUGCUACCAUCCACACACGGACAUGGAGAAGAGGCAACUGUUCCUGAGAAGCUACCAGUUCUCCAGGAAGAAGACGGUUGCAGAGAGGAUCCGAGGCUCUUUCUUCCGGGUCAAGCGGGUCAUCUGGGUCAGGUUCCGUUCCGCCGUCAAGAUCCGCAAGUUGUUCUGGUUCAGGCUCAGACAUGGCUACUAUGGCUUCUUCUCCUCUUCCAGAAAAAGAAGGUUCCUUCGCCUCCAUACUCAAAACCAUCACCCCUCCGGAUCUUGCUCUUCUUGCUUCUGGUGGCACAAGCAACCAUAAUACCCAUCUUUCUCCUUCUUCUUCUUCUUCUUCUUCUUCUUUACUUGAAUUUUUUAAUUUUUUUGGGUGAUCUGGGAAGGAUUAUGUAGAACUAGAGAUUAUGGGUCGUUGCAGUCGUUUGUUAUAUACAUAUUUGUAUCUUUAUGAUGAUUUGAUACGUUUCAGCACUGAUGAUACAAAGAAGUCUGUUUUUGCUUCA